UUAUCAAAACAUGGCAAUGCUUUUGCAAGCAAGAAGAAUAUUGACACAAACCCUGCCUAGAUGCAACUCAAACUCAUCUCAAGCCUUCGUUAAGUUACUAGGAUCGGCGUCGCGGGGCUUGCACGGUAAUGUCCCGCGAAGUAAGUUGUUCGAUCCGAAUGCGACGUCAGGGAACGUCAUCACUUGCAAUGCUGCCGUUGUUCGGGGUCCGAAACAACCUUUUCUUAUGGAAACAAUCCGAGUUGAUCCCCCGAAGAAGAUGGAGGUCCGAAUCAAAAUCCUCUACACUUCAAUCUGCCACACUGAUCUAAGCGCUUGGAAAGGCGAGAAUGAAGCUCAGCGAGCAUAUCCUCGGAUUCUAGGACACGAAGCUGUUGGGCUGGUUGAGAGUGUAGGUGAAGGUGUCACGGACCUUAAAGCGGGCGACCAUGUGAUUCCAAUCUUCAAUGGAGAAUGUGGCCACUGCCCCUACUGCACAAACAAAACAACCAAUCUCUGCCAAACUUAUCGCGUCAACCCGUUCAAGAGUGUGAUGGAAAAUGAUGGAAAGUGUAGGUUUUCUACCAUGAAUGGAGAGCCCAUAUUCCAUUUUCUCAACACAUCGACUUUUACCGAGUAUUCUGUGCUUGAUUCUGCCUGUGCUGUCAAGAUUGAUCCUAAUGCUUACCUCAAGAAGAUGAGCUUGUUAAGUUGUGGUGUCUCUACCGGAGUGGGAGCCGGAUGGAAUGCUGCCAAUGUACAAGCUGGAUCUAGUGUGGCAAUUUUUGGUUUAGGGGCCUUGGGACUUGCAGCUUCCGAAGGAGCACGAGCCAGAGGAGCAUCCGAAAUAAUAGGUGUUGAUAUCAACCCAGAAAAGCUCAAUAAAGGCAAGGAAAUGGGAAUGACUCACUUUGUAAACCCAAAAGAUAGUUCAAAGCCAGUGCACCAGAGAAUCAGGGAAAUGACUAGUGGAGGUGUGGAUUACAGCAUUGAGUGUGCAGGGAAUGUGGAGGUUCUCCGAGAAGCCUUCUUGUCCACUCAUGAUGGCUGGGGAAAGACGGUAGUCUUUGCACGUUUGAGGUCUAACAGGCAAGCACUUGAAGGCAAAUGGCAUUGA
Molecule: messenger RNA, 1096 nt
Organism: Populus euphratica (Euphrates poplar)
Lineage: Eukaryota; Viridiplantae; Streptophyta; Magnoliopsida; Malpighiales; Salicaceae
Product: alcohol dehydrogenase-like 3
Exons: 9
Coding region: 11-1096 (361 amino acids)
Biological process (GO): formaldehyde catabolic process
Cellular component (GO): cytosol
Molecular function (GO): zinc ion binding; alcohol dehydrogenase (NAD+) activity; S-(hydroxymethyl)glutathione dehydrogenase [NAD(P)+] activity
Source: RefSeq, a predicted model, not a curated record